Messenger RNA from Enterobius vermicularis (human pinworm), 1836 nucleotides. The record is from the annotation of a GenBank genome assembly. NCBI's taxonomy places the organism in Eukaryota, Metazoa, Nematoda, Chromadorea, Rhabditida, Oxyuridae.
AUGAACUGUUUUUUAGGUGCUGUUUACGCUUCUCUUCCGCGGACCACUAGAGGACUUCCGCUUGUUAUAAACGCCAGUCCAGAUGGCACGAAAAUUGUUUAUUGCAACGGGAAUUCAGUUUUCAUUAGGGAUAUUCAGGAUGCUAGCAAAUGUGAGAUAUACACGGAGCAUGCUGUAUUGACUACUGUGGCUAAGUAUGCUCCCUCAGGGUAUUAUGUUGCUUCUGGUGAUCAAAGCGGGAAGGUCCGUAUUUGGGAUGCUACACAGCCAACGCACAUCCUUAAGGCUGAAUACCCUGUCAUUUCUGGCCCAAUUCGUGAUGUUGCUUGGUCAGAAGAUAGUAAACGAGUCGCCGUUGUUGGAGAGGGUCGAGAACGGUUUGGGCACGUUUUUCUUUUCGAUACUGGCACUUCAAAUGGUAACCUGUCUGGUCAGAGUCGGCCAAUGACUAGUAUUGAUUUUCGGCACGCUAGACCUUACCGAAUUGUCAGUGGUUCUGAAGACAAUACCGUUGGAUUCUUUGAAGGGCCUCCCUUCAAAUUCAAAACCGUGUUUCGUGAACAUGGAAGAUUUGUUCACUGCGUACGGUAUGAGCCUAAAGGAUCGAUGUUUGCUAGUGCGGGAGCUGAUGGAAAGGUAGUUUUAUAUGAGGGUGCGGAAGGAACGAAAAUAGGUGAGCUUGUCGAUUCAUCCUGUAAAGGAAGUGUUGCCCAUUCUGGUGGCGUAUUUGGACUUUGUUGGUCUCCUGAAGGUGACCGCAUUGCUACUGCUUCUGGAGAUAAAUCAGUAAAAGUGUGGAAUGUUUCUAGUAAGGAAUUGAUGAAGACAUUUAAGUUUGGAAAUGCAUUAGAGGACCAACAACUUUCAGUUGUUUGGGCAAAAUCACAGCUGUUCUCAAUUAGUUUAGCUGGCUUCAUUUAUUACCUAGAUGUCGGCAAAGGAUCUAUCACAAAAAUCAUAAAAGGACAUUUUAAACCAAUAACUGCUUUCGCUCUUUCUGAGGACAGAUCUACCAUCUUUACAGCUGAUUUUGAAGGGAACAUAACUCGAUGGUCUCUACCAUCGGGUGAGAAUGAACGGAUUACACCAAACGUCCACAAGUCUCAGGUUUCUGGAAUGAACCUCACAGCUAGUGGAUCUCUAAUAUCGGUUGGCUGGGAUGAUACUAUUGCUUUUACUGGAGGAGCCCUUAAUGCAAUCGACGGAGUCCGGCCGAACGUUACGAAACUUAACUCUCAGCCUAAAGGAGUAACUUCAUCAAGUGAUGGCGGAAUCGUUAUCGUUGCCUGUAAUAGUGGUAUUGACGUAUUUAUAAAUCAGAAGGAAGCGGCUUUGCACAAAACGUCUUAUGAAGCAACAUGUGUUUCAUUAUGUGCUGACAAGAAGUACGUUGUUGUAGGUGGUCAGGAUUGUAAAGUGCAUGUGUACGAGUUGUCAGGAAAUAACUUGAAGGAAAUCAAGGUGCUUCCCCACGCAAGUGCAAUAACCUCGGUGGCUUUUAGUCCAAAUGGGAAAUAUUUUGUAGCAACUGAUACUGCUAGAAAAGUGGUCCCGUAUGCAAUCGCAGACUUCAAAGUAUUGACCAAAAAAGAUUGGACAUUCCAUACAGCUCGUGUGAACUGUGCCGCAUGGUCACAAAAUAGCCGAUACAUUGCGACGGGAGGUUUGGAUACCAAUAUUAUUGUUUGGGACUUGCAGAACAGUGAGGAACAUCCAAUUAUUAUAAAAGGUGCUCAUCCUAUGAGUACCGUGAACGGGAUUGGUUGGUUGACCUCUAAUAAGAUAAUUAGUAUAGGUCAAGAUUCGGUACUUAAAACGUGGACUCUCAAACUUUGA